Molecule: messenger RNA, 19455 nt
Organism: Coregonus sp. 'balchen'
Lineage: Eukaryota; Metazoa; Chordata; Actinopteri; Salmoniformes; Salmonidae
Source: the annotation of a GenBank genome assembly
UGCGGCUAUCAAGGAGAAACGCAUGAUUGCUGCGAUGGCUGUGUUCUUUGAGGUAAGACUGGGCUGUGUUUUUGUUUGAGAAGUUCUGUUGGUCUCAGUUGUUCCCAAACACAAUGAAACAGGAGGGUAGAGGGUAGGAAUACAGGACUCAUUGGGAAAUAUGAACAACAGUAGUGGAUACACUGAUCGAAAGCUGCUUGCUCUCCUGAGGCACAUCUUUCUUCCUUGUCCUCUCUUUCCUUCCAACUUCCCAUAUCCCUAUUAUACAUACAGUGCAUUCGGAAAGUAUUCAGACCCCUUCACUUUUUCCACAUUUUGUUACGUUACAGCCUUAUUAAAAAAUUGAUUCAAUUGUUUUUUUCCCUCAUCAAUCAACACACAUUACCCCAUAAUGACAAAGCAAAAACGGAAAAAUCACAUUUACAUAAGUAUUCAGACCCUUUACUCAGUACUUUGUUGAACCACCUUUGGCAGUGAUUACAGCCUCGAGUCUUCUUGGGUAUGACACUACAAGCUUGGCACACCUGUAUUUGGGGAGUUUCUCCCAUUCUUCUCUGCAGAUCCUCUCAAGCUCUGUCAGGUUGGAUGGGGAGCGUCGCUGCACAGAUAUUUUCAGGUCUUUCCAGAGAUUGGGUUCAAGUCCGGGCUCUGGCUGGGCCUCUCAAGGACAUUCAGAGACUUGUCCCGAAGCCACUCCUGUGUUGUCUUGGCUGUGUGCUUAGUCUCGUUGUCCUGUUGGAAGGUUAACCUUCGCCCCAGUCUGAGGUCCUGAGCGCUCCUGAGCAGGUUUUCAUCAAGGAUCGCUCUGUACUUUGCUCCGUUCAUCUUUCCCUCGACCAUGACUCGACUCCCAGUCCCUGCCGCUGAAAAACAUCCCCACAGCAUGAUGCUGCCACCACCAUGCUUCAUCGUAGGGAUGGUGCCAGGUUUCCUCCAGAUGUGAUGCUUGGCAAGGAGUCUCAUGGUCUGAGACUCCUUUAGGUGCCUUUUGACAAACUCCAAGCGGGCUGUCAUGUGCCUUUUGCUGAGGAGUGGCUUCCGUCUGGCCACUAGUGCUGCAGAGAUGGUUGUUCUUCUAGAAGGUUGUCCCAUCUCCACAGAGGAACUCUGGAGCUCUGUCAGAGUGACCAUCGGGUUCUUGGUCAUCUCCCUGACCAAGGCACUUCCCCCCCUAUUGCUCAGUUUGGCCAGGCGGCCAGCUCUAGGAAGAGUCUUGGUGGUUCCAAAGUUCUUCCAUUUAAGAAUGAUGGAGGCCACUCUGUUCUUGGGGGCCUUCAAUGCUGCAGAAUUUUUUUUGUACCCUUCCCCAGAUCUGUGCCUCGACACAAUCCUGUCUCGGUGCUCGACGGACAAUUCCUUCGACCUCAUGGCUUGGUUUUUGCUCUGACAUGCACUGUCAACUGUGGGACCUGAUAUAGACAGGUGUAUACCCUUCCAAAUCAUAUCCAAUCAAUUGAAUUUACCACAGGUGGACUCCAAUCAAAUUGUAGAAACAUCUCAAGGAUGAUCAAUGGAAACAGGAUGCAUCUGAGCUCAAUUUCGAGUCUCAUAGCAAAGGGUCUGAAUACUUAUGUAAAUAAUCUAUUUCUGUUUUUUAUUUUAAAUACAUUAGCAAAAUAAAAUCCAAAAAUCUGUUUUCGCUUUGUCAUUAUGGGGUAUUGUUCUACAGCUGAGGAUUUUUAUUUUAUUUAAUCCAUUUUAGAAUAAGGCUGUAACGUAACAAAAUAUGGAAAAAGUCAAGGGGUCUGAAUACUUUCCGACAGCACUGUAAAGUGUAGAUAAACUAUUCUACUAUGUGGUUGUCUGAUUCUUCUAUUCAUAACUCGUUUUGGUUCCAGAGGAAAAGUAAAUAUGGACUGUUCUAGCAUCUUCAUCUUUUUUUUUCAUGUUCCAUAUUUUUGGGCGUGGUGGCUAGGAUUUAGCCACAGUAAAGUGACUGCAGCGGAAACACUGGUUCUAUUUCUAUUAUAUUGAUGUGGUCUAUUACUUAGAAGCACUCUAUCGUAACACUCAGGGCCACACAGACAAAGUGGCCGGGACCGUUCCUCUCUGACAGAGAGGCAGGCAAGUUGGAAUGGGGACACAGGUGUUUCUAGGUCUGUGGAUAGACAGUGACGGACCUUGUGUGUGUGAAGACCUAAAUGCUACCACUGUGUUUCUGACAGCCCUGUCGCUUACAGCAAUUAGCAUCAGCGCGCGCACACAUGUAUCCAGCUGAAAGAGCAGGAAACACACAUACACACAGACACACCAGUUUACCAUAUCUAAUCGAGCUGCAUUUGGGCUCCCUGAGGGUGUGUGAAUGGUCACUAAGGGGUUCAUGUUAUUAUCCACAUUCAGCACUUAGUUACAGACUAUUACUCUCAUUGGACUGACCUGAAUUAGGAAUGGGAAGGAAGAGGAGGAGGAGGAGUGGUCCCCAUGUCCCAACACGGUUUUAUUCCCCCGUAGUGUAAAUAGGACAUUGGGAAUGUUGGUAAUAAAUGUGAUACGUGUACUGAACUGAGUGUGGGUACUGUAACUGCUGUUCUGGGCUGUCCUGUAAAAGAGCCUGUCUCUUGUUUGUUGUCUUCAGGUGGGGUGGAGAGACAAUCCAGCCGUAGAGCCCAUCAUCCAGGGACUGAAACGGGUUGUACACCACGGUGAGUACACCUGGCACUCACACUACUACUGUCACUCUCUCUCUCUGUGUUCUUCUAAAAAGGACAUUGGCUUUAUCACUUUCGCUAUAAUUCAUAAUAAUAAUCUACCAACUGAGGUACUCAAAGCUCUUUACAUAGUAAUGGUGAAACUCACCUCAUCCCCAACGACCAUUUUAUGUGCCAGAACGCUCACCACACAUCAGGUGAGGAGUGAUUUAUACCAAUUAGGAGGAUUAUUAGGUGGCCAUGAUGGAAUUAAGUGGCCAUGUCAUUGGGGUUCACACCCCUACUCUUAUGAUAAGUGCCAUGGGAAUUUUAAUGACCACAGAGGGUCAGGACAUCCGUUUAACGUCCCAUCCGAAAGACGGCACCCUACGCAGGGCAUUGACCCCUUCACUGCUUUGGGAUCUGCUUAGCCCUCCAACACCACUUCCAGCAGCAUCUGGUCUCCCAUCCAGCGACCGACCAGGACCAACCCUGCUUAGCUUCAGAGGCAAGCCAGCAGAGGGAUGCAGGGUGGUAUGCUGCUGGCUAUAGAGGGCUUUCAGUCACACACAAGAGCACUCAAUGAAUGUCCUCAAAAAAAUACAACUAAAAAAGAGACAGAGAAAUGAUUUCCCAAGGACAUAGUUGUUGUUGUUUAUGUUGUUUGUGAGGUUAAUGUGAGGUGAUUGCUUCAAACAUCACACAUCUCCCAGACUGUCUAUCUUCAGACAUCACACAUCUCCCAGACUGUCUGUGAAUAGAGAUUCUGCACCUCUCAUCUGGUCUUCCAUCCGUUUGUUCAGGCUUUUGAAGAUACUUAACCUUGGUGUUCAUUAUUAAUCCCACAUUAAAGUCUGACCACAAACUGUGAGCCCAGUCUUACAUCAAGAGGAAGGCAGUACAGCGAGUUACCACCACUCCCUGCUUCUCUCUCUGUGUAGCGCUGCGAAGAAGAGACGGAAAAGUGAAUUGCAUCUAAACCUCAAUUAGUCUCGUUCGCUCACACACACUAACACACACACACAGAGAAUUUACACACACAGCAGCAGCAUCAGAUGCAUGCUCGCUUGCACCAUUAAUGUUUAAUGCUAGGGGGACACAGACAGACGUGCCUAGCUGUGAUGUGUGUUGUCUGAAAGUGGAGUUAGCUGGUGUCACUACAAACAUGAGUUAUGCCGUGUCUCUACCAGCCCGUAUCCGAAUAUGCUUUAGCAUGUUUCCCUAAUCCUCUGCUCCGUCUGCCUAUACAUACAUACACACACACACACACACCGGCCUGAACAAAUUGCCCCUCGGGGAUUAAUAAAGUUGUAUUGUAUUGUAUACGGAGCCAUGCCGCUGUGUCUAUAUGUGUGCGUGCACGCUUUGUGUGUACCAACACAUACGGCUGGGUUAACAAUGUGCUUCUGACGUAGAUCUCUUUAUGUGUGUCCACUCAGAGACAGACCGAGAGAAAACAUAUUAAUGGAAGAAGGGAAUAAACUGAGAGCAUAUGGUCUCUUUACUCAUGCUGAUUCAUCUCACACAACUGGAGCUCCUCCGUGCUUCUCUGGGUCUUUCUCCAAUUCAUUACACUGACUAUCUAUACUGGAUGAUCUGCCAUGGCUGGAACGGGGCUAGAAUGGGGCUAGCAGGCAGGUGGUAUUGCUAGAUUUAGUGGACUAAAAAGCAUGCUCAAUGGAGAAUCUCCAAUGAAAGUGUUUUUUAGACAAGGAAUAGGCCUAUUCCUUAACUCCGGGAAACUGCCCUCUGUGUUGAUCAUUCAGACUUGUGUUGCAUGUUUAAUCCAGAGUCCCACGCUGUUGGGGGAAGGGUUGGGUUGUUGUUCUGAAUGUCCAAGGGAGGCUCCUGGUCCUCUGGCUGGGUACUUAUGUGAGUCCCAAAUGUUACCCUAUUCCCAUAGGGCUCUGGUCAAAAGUAGUGCACUACAUAGGUAAUAGGGUGCAAUUUGGGAUGCACACUAAUAUCCUCUUCUAGCUAGUUGGAGGUGGCGGUGGUGGGCUUUCCGCCAGCUCGUUAGCUUCAGCCAUCCAUCCAUCCAUCCAUUAGCAGGUCUGAGGCAGCACCACCAUACGGCACUAGGCUGUGCUACUACUGAAACAGCCCACGAUGUCGGGAACAGAAAGGGGCUGUGCUGUCUGAGGUCAGGUAGUAGAGAUGCUGUGACUACUGAAACAUCCCACGAUGUCACGAACGGAAAGGGGCUUCCAUUGGGACACGUCUGCUGUACAGUCACGUCCACUGUCUCGUCCCAUGUCCCAUCCACACUCCAUAGUCCACAGUGUGGCGUCCUCUUUAUCCUUCCAUAGUAACCUACAUGACUGUUAGUAGGAUCUCCCUCGUACCUACAUGGCAUGGUUUAUAUCUUAACCCCAAGCUCAGAGUCCUGCUGCCACCACAGAUUGUCUCCAGCUACCACUUUACUACCCCAGAUUGUGACAGCAGCCUCUAAACACAGGAGUAUGUAUCUCCCUGUGGUUACAGCGGGCUACAGCUGCCCAUCGAUGGAUUAGUUGUCAGAGCAGGAGACCUUAUCUGAUCGUCCUCUCCUCCUCUUCCUCUUCCUCUCCUUUCUGCUAAGCCCUGAUGUUGCCAAACAAAUGCCAGAAGGAGGUUUUUAGGCAGGAAAUGUCCCUGUAAAACAGGAUGCCAGCAGUAAAGCAGAAGGAGGUUUUUAGGCAGGAAAUGUCCCUGUAAAACAGGAUGCCAGCAGUAAAGCAGAAGGAGGUUUUUAGGCAGGAAAUGUCCCUGUAAAACAGGAUGCCAGCAGUAAAGCAGAAGGAGGUUUUUAGGCAGGAAAUGUCCCUGUAAACAUGAUGCCAGCAGUAAAGCAGAAGGAGGUUUUUAGGCAGGAAAUGUCCCUGUAAAACAGGAUGCCAGCAGUAAAGCAGAAGGAGGUUUUUAGGCAGGAAAUGUCCCUGUAAAACAGGAUGCCAGCAGUAAAGCAGAAGGAGGUUUUUAGGCAGGAAAUGUCCCUGUAAAACUGGAUGCCAGCAGUAAAGCUCUUAGAGUGAUGUUCCCAAUAACUGGCAGUUGUAAAUAAACACGGAUCCUCCUACCUGAUUUAAAAUAAAAUACUAGUCCUAUGGGUGAUUAUGCACAGUAAAUAAAUUCCCCAUACUCUAAACAUUUGGGGAUUGAAAUAGGCGUAAAGAUACAAUAUAAUGUCAAUAUUUUCUAUUGAAUUAUGUGGGAAUAAUUAUACCUACACUUUGUUUACAGUGUGUGGGUCUCUGAGUGUGCGUGGGUCUCUGAGUGUGUGUGGUGUCUCUGAGUGUGCGUGGGUCUCUGAGUGUGUGUGGGUCUCUGAGUGUGUGUGGGUCUCUAGGUGUGUGUGGGUCUCUGAGUGUGUGUUGGUCUCUGGAUGUGUGUGGGUCUCUGAGUGUGUGUGUGUCUCUGGGUGUGUGUGGGUCUCUGGGUGUGUGUGGGUUUCUGGGUGUGUGUGGGUCUCUGAGUGUGGGUGCGGCUGUGUUUGUGUGUUUCUCUGUGUUGAUGUGUGCAUUCCUGUGCUCUCUCUCCUCUCCCCUAAAUAGAAUGAUGAUAUGUUAGUUUGUGUUUCUCUGUGUUAAUGUGUUUCUUUGUGUUUCUCUGAGUUGAUGUGUGUGUUCCUGUGCUCUCUUUCCUCUCUCCUCUCAAAGAGAAGGAUGCUGUGUUAGUUAGUUUUUCUCCGUGUUUAUGUGUGUAUCUGUUCUGUCUCUCCCCCUUUCAGAGAAGGAGACAUUCCUGAGUCCAUUUAUCCUGAGGGAUCUGCUACCAUCAUUGUUGGGGAGUUACUACCGCUACACAGGCUCUCUCACCAGCCCGCCCUGCAGCAAGGUGGUUGAGUGGAUCAUCUUCUCCAGACCCGUCUUACUCUCCCACUCACAGGUCAGUUAAACAUGCACGCACACACACACACACACACACAUUUUGGGGAGUAAAAAUAUAUUCCCAUUCAAAAUCCUAUUUUCCCUAACCCUAAGCCUAACCCCUAACUCCUAACCCUAAACCUAGCCCUUAAGCCUAAAAUAGCAUUUUAACAAAUUCAGGGCUUGAAAAAAACCUACCAUGUCAGAACAUUCUGGUGACUUGUUAGGAUAUUCUGGUCCUGAUAAGGUAGGAAAACAUGUACACACACACACACACACACACUAUCAUCUCGGCUUGGGCGGUAUACCGCAUAUACAGUAUAUUGGGUAUUUGGAAAAAGCCAUGGGAUGGUUUUUCAAUACCAUCAAUACAAUUGAAACAACAUUUUUUCAUUUCAACUGUAACAUUAUUUGAAGCUUACGGUAGUCCCCAGUCACAUGGUGUUUGUUUACAAGCACACAAGGACAAGAGUCCUGAGCCUUGUGAGUGACUCAUGGUUGUGCAGUGCCAGGUAAUCUAAUUACAGUAUGGAAUGAACAACUAAAUGUUUACCAGCUAGAUAUCUUAUAACUAUUAAGUUAACUAUCUAAAAGGUGCUAAAUGCUCUGCAGUUGUGCAUUUGGCUUGAUUUAGUAGCUAGUUAGCUAUCUAGCUGUGGUUAGCUUCUUCCAAAAUCAAGCAUUCGCUUGGUAACAGCAGAGAAUCCCCUCCUGGAUCAAGAGCCUUGCUGGCUAAUAUUUGUUUUGUGUGUGCAGCAAACUGUGAGUAGCAUUGUUGAGUUACUUGUAUACUUGUAUAGUUUAGGUCAGAAACUGUACAAUAUGUUUGCAAUGCGCUUGUUACCAUUUAGUUAGCAUUCUCUAUGGGAUUUGACAUGUACUUGUUAGCAUUGCUAAACUUCGGAUUACAGAGUAUCAUUGGGGUUUGAACAUAGCGCCCUUUGUGUUCAGUGCCGGUCUUACCGGAUAUUCUGGUAUGGGACAAGGUUGAUAUGAAGGUAUGACAAUUUGGAGAAGCUUACUAUCAUCCCUCUGUUUCUAUACACCAACCUGCUCCUCCCCUCUUCCCCUACUCCCUUCCUCCUCCUACCCUUCCUCUCCUCCCUCCUCCUUCUCUUCCUAUGUGUAUAAAACAUUAACUGCCUAUGUGGUGGGUGAUUAAACGGGUGUAGCCAAUUACUGCUACAGUAUGUGAAUUAUAGUGGCUGUGAACACAUGCAAACAGACUGGCUGCGGGCAGCUACAGGCUUUUAAAUUCCUUCUGACACCAGGUUGACUAUCACACUAAAUACUGGAGGUGACUGCAUAUUUACUGCAAAUGACCUCUCCUACCAUUACCUACACAUCACACCACGCAAUCUCCCAGCUGCUUUAUAAAUAUACUGCUGCUAUAGAAAUAAUAAAAUAUAGCACAUCAAGUGCUUGGCUUUGAAUAAUCCUUUCUGGGCGGCAGGUAGCUUAGUGGUUAAGAGCGUUGUGCCAGUAACCGAAAGGUCGCUGGUUCUAAUCCCCGAGCCGACUAGGUGAAAAAUCUGUCGUUGUGCCCUUGAGCAAGGCACUUAACCCUACUUGCUCCUGUAAGUCGCUCUGGAUAAGAGCGUCUGCUAAAUGACUAAAAUGUAAAAAAAAUGUAAUAAGACAUGGUCUUAUGAUCUUAUUUCGAUUAUCUUACUAUGUGCAACGCUUGGUUAUAUACACAUAUAUUUACAUAUCUCCUUGAGUGUACAUUGUAUAUUUGAAGAGCUCCGGACGAGAUUUGUCCACAAACCUGCAGCAGAGGACAAAUCCUUUGUUGUGUAUUGGAUCACUGGACGUAGAGUAUUGACUGUGUACUGCAAUGUUUCAUGGCGUUCAUAGAUGGUCUCUUAUGAAUACAUAAUUCAUUUUUCCGUGCGUCCAUAGAAGACAUUGAUUCUAGCCAAUCUUUAAUGGUUAGUCAUUACAAUGCUCUGCAGGACGUCAGUCAAAGAGAUCGAUGGCAGCAACUUUGCCCCUUUGAAAUGUUACACACUCCUGGAGCCAGUCGAGCAGAACAGAGGCACGUUUAUGUCCUUUGCUUCAGGGACACACAUACACAUACACAUGCACCCCCUCCACCCAACACACACACACACGAAACAAUCACACGCACACUCACACACUGCUUCUGCCUUACUGAAACCUAUCCCUCUCUCUCUCUCUUCUGUGUCUAGCUGGAGGCAUUCUACUCCAUCUUCACCACAGAGCAGCAGGACCAUGUGAAGUCAGUAGAGUACCUGAGGAACAACUACAGACCACUCCAAGACCUGGACAACAGGGAGGUAUUGAAGUCCGCUGUUAAAGACGCCUGGCAGAGGGACCUGACUGACAGCCUGGGAUUGGGUACAGACGGCAUCACAGACGCAUCCAGAGGUACCACACUAUACGCUCUCUUACAGUCAGUCAGUUAGUUAGUCACCAGACACAUCCAGAGGUACCACUACACCUGAUCUGAUCUGACCUUACGCUACUUCUCACCAUGUCACUCGGUCUUUCACUUAGUGCCUGUCAUUUAUCUAUACCAGCAUUUCCCAAACUCGGUCCUGGGGACCCCUAGGGGUACACAUUUAGUUUUUUGCCCUAACACUACACAGCUGAUUCAAAUUAUCGAAGCUUGAUGAUUAGUUGAUUAUUUCACUCAUAUUCACUCAUAAGUUUAUUAAUUCAAUCAGUCUUUCAGUUGUUUAUUGCCUUUCUUUGUCUUUGUAUGAAAUAUUUUUUCUUACUUUAUUUUGCAUUACAAACAUUGUUAGUUGAGGCUCCGCUAAAACCGGUCGAGUCCAUCCAGAAAGGCCCCUGCCUCUUUAAACAUUGGCUGUCUUUGUUUUGAGUGUGGCUGGCAGAGAGAAUUGAAUGGGAGUGAUUGUGAUGAAGUGGUAGCUAGCGCUGUAAUGGGCUACAUGACUGAGUAAUCAUCAUUAAUAUGCAUACAAAAAAUUGUCAUACAAAUGAAGUUGUGAAAUCGCUCUGUCUCGCUCUCAUCUUUCUUCCAUUUCCUUUCCCAUCUCCCUUUCUCUCAUAAUAGACGUAUCCUCUCUGAUCCCUGGGUCUAGUAAUAUAUAGAUAUGUAGAGUAUAAUAGCCCUUCUCCUCCUCUCUGAUCUCCUCUCCUCCUCUCUGCUCUUCUCUCAUCCACUCUGCUCUCCUCCUCUCCUCUCUGCUCACCUCCUCUCUCCUCUCCUCCUUUUUGAUCUCCUCUCUCCUCUCCUCCUCUCUGCUCUUCUCUCUACUCUCCUGCUCACCUCUGACCUCUGCUCUCCUCUCUGCUCUCUGCUCUCCUCCUCUCUGCUCUCCUCCUCCCUGCUCUCCUCCUCUGUCCUCCUCUGCUCUGCUCUCCUCUCUGCUCUCCUAUCCACUCCUAUAUGCUCUCCUUGGCUCUCCUAUCUUCUCUCUUCUCCUCUGCUCUCCUCUCAUCUGCUCUCCUCUGCUCUCCUCUCAUCUGCUCUCCUCCUUUCUGCUCUCCUCUCCUCUCUCCUCUUCUCUGCUCUCCUCCUCUCUGCUCUCCACUCUGCUCUCCUCUCUGCUCUCCUCUCCUCCUCUCCUCUUCGCUCCUAUCCUCUCCUCCAUCUCUCACCCAACCUAACCCUCUCCUCACACCCUACCUCCAUUUCAUGUAUACAUAAUUCACACUAUUUUCACAUAAUUUUUUCAGUGGAAUAACGGAGCAAUGUAAGACCGAAAAUGUAGAGCUUCCUGCCUUGACACUGGUUGUAGACAGCCUCUGAAUCCAUUGUCUAGUCACUCAACACUCCAUGCGCAGACAGACAGACAUACUGACGGCCACAUGGAUACAGAUGCCUUUCUGGUGACCAUACUGUGGCCUACAUCACCACCUUGAGGUUAUGUAUAGUACUGCAGCCAUACAGUGUGUGAGUGAGUGAGUGAGUGAGUCAUCCUCUGAUCUAUUCUCUAGUACCACAGAUGAGACGACUGACUCACUUAAAUAUAGAACCACAGAAGAUUACUAAAGUAGUCAACAACACCACACACGCCUGACUCCUGUUUCAGAUGUAUCAUACACACUGGUCCCUCUAUUCCUCCACUCCUCCAAUCCUUCGUCCCACCUUCCUACAUCCCUCUGUCUCUCUAGCCCUCCACCCAUCCAUCCCUACUUCCUCCAUCUCUACAUCCCUCUGUCUCUCUAGCCCUCCACCCUUCCAUCCCUACUUCCUCCAUCUCUACAUCCCUCUGUCUCUCUAGCCCUCCACCCUUCCAUCCCUACUUCCUCCAUCUCUACAUCCCUCUGUCUCUCUAGCCCUCCACCCUUCCAUCCCUACUUCCUCCAUCUCUACAUCCCUCUGUCUCUCUAGCCCUCCACCCUUCCAUCCCUACUUCCUCCAUCUCUACAUCCCUCUGUCUCUCUAGCCCUCCACCCUUCCAUCCCUACUUCCUCCAUCUCUACAUCCCUCUGUCUCUCUAGCCCUCCACCCUUCCAUCCCUACUUCCUCCAUCUCUCCAUCCCUCUCUCUCUAUCCCGCCAUCCCUCCUUCCUCCAUCCCUCUAUCUCCGUCUCUCCACACCUCCAUCCCUCUAUCGCUCCAUCCAGUACCCUAGAGACUGGUUGGUUGGACUAUACCAGAGCCCUGUGUGUUGAGGCUCAAGGCUAGUGUCUUUAUGAGCUUAUGUUUUCUUUCAGUCUGGUUAAAGCUGGUCCUCUGGAAACCAACGGCUGGGUGAGUCAGCAGUCAGACAGUAAUAAAAUAUGUAGUUUCUCCUCAGGCUGUCUGCCUGCGACCCACGCACGUAACACAUACACACACCUUGCCAUUAUCAGAUCAGACUGAGAGCUGGUGAGAUGUAAACACAGCCUGCAGUCCGCCGCUCCGAGCGAGUCCUUUUAUUUUUACCUGUUUGUUUGUCUGUGUCACCAUCAUCGUUUCAUUAAUCAGAAAAACACUUCUCAAGGCUCUCUCUCUCUCGCUCUUUCUCUUUCUUUCUCUUUCUUUCUCUCUCUAUCUUUUCCUAUCCUCUUCCGCCCAGGGUGGUUUUUAUUGUCUUAUAAAUCAUUUCUUUACCGUUUUCUCUCUCAAUCCAUCCGUCUCCUCAUUCCUCUUCCCUCUCUUUCACCCCUCCUUCCCUCUCCAUUCUGAUUUUCCUCCCUCAACCCCUCCCUCCUUCCCCCCCACCUCCCUCCCUCACCAGUCUGCAGCAGUGCCCCAAUCAACAUGAAGAUCCAGCCGCUGAACGGCACUGCCCUGGUGGUGAGCUGGCAGCGCCCGCUAGUGGUCUACCACCCGCCUAUCACCAGCUUCAUGGUCUCCUACAGCUGGGUGAAGAGCGACGUGGCCUACGAGAAGACCUUCACCAAGACUGGAGACCAGAACAUGGUGAGACACACAGACAGAGAACACUGUACAGACUGUCAGUCGGUCACAGUCACCUGGCUGGAAAUAGACACUCCAGGUCUGUCUGUCACAAAUCAAAUCACAUUUUAUUUGUCACAUGCUUGGUAAACAACAGGUUUAGACUAACAGUGAAAUGCUUCCUUACGGGCUCUUCCCAACAAUACAGAGAUACAUUUUUUUUUAGAAAUAAUAGAAAUCAUAAUAACACAUGAAUACACAAUGAGUAACGAGAACUUGGCUAUACAGUAUACAUGGGGUACCAAUUUGUAAGUCGCUCUGGAUAAGAGCAUCUGCUAAAUGAUGUAAAUGUAAAUGUACCAGUACCGAGUCGAUGGGUACGAGGUAAUUGGGGUAGAUAUGUAUAUAUUCAGAAAGUAUUCAGACCCCUUGACUUUUUCCACAUUUUGUUACGUUACAGCCUGAUUCUAAAAUGAAUUAAAUAAAUAGAAAUCCUCAGCAAUCUGCACACAAUACCCAUAAUGACAAAGCAAAAACAGGUUUUUAGAAAUGUUUGCUAAUAAAAAACAGAAAUAUCUUAUUUACAUAAGUAUUCAGACCCUUUGCUAUGAGACUCCAAAUUGAGCUCAGGUUCAUCCUGUUUCCAUUGAUCAUCCUAGAGAUGUUUCUACAACUUGAUUGGAGUCCACCUGUGGUAAAUGAAAUUGAUUGGACAUGAUUUGGAAAGGCACACACCUGUAUAUAUAAGGUCCCACAGUUGACAGUGCAUGUCAGAGCAAAAACCAAGCCAUGAGGUCGAAGGAACUGUCCGUGGAGCUCUGGGACAGUGUCGAGGCACAGAUCUGGGGAAGGGUACCAAAACAUUUCUUUAGCAUUGAAGGUCCCCAAGAACACAGUGGCCUCCAUCAUUCUUAAAUGGAAGAAGUUUAGAACCACCAAGACUCUUCCUAGAGCUGGCCGCCUGGCCAAACUGAGCAAUCGGGGGAGAAGGGCCUUGGUCAGGGAGGUGACCAAGAACCUGAUGUUCACUCUGACAGAGCUCUAGAGUUCCUCUGUUGAGAAGGGAGAACCUUCCAGAAGGACAACCAUCUCUGCAGCACUCCACCAAUCAGGCCUUUAUGGUAGAGUGGCCAGACGGAAGCCACUCCUCAGUAAAAGGCACAUGACAGACCGCUUGGACUCUCAGACCAAGAGAAACAAUUCUCUGGUCUGAUGAAACCCAGAUUGAACUGUUUGGCCUGAAUGCCAAGUGUCACGUCUGGAGGAAACCUGGCACCAUCCCUACGGUGAAGCAUGGUGGUGGCAGCAUCAUGCUGUGGGGAUGUUUUUCAGUGGCAUGGACUGGGAGACUAGUCAUGAUCGAGGCAAAGAUGAACGGAGCAAAGUACAGAGAGAUCCUUGAUGAAAACCUGCUCCAGAGCGCUCAGUACCUCAGACUGGGGCGAAGGUUCACCUUCCAACAGGACAACGACCCUAAGCACACAGCCAAAGCAACGCAGGACUGGCUUCUGGACAAGUCUCGGAAUGUCCUUGAGUGGCCCAGCCAGAGCCCGUACUUGAACCUGAUCGAAUAUCUCUGGAGAGACCUGAAAAUAGCUGUGCAGCAACGCUCCCCAUCCAACCUGACAGAGCUUGAGAGGAUCUGCAGAGAAGAAUGGGAGAAACUCCCCAAAUACAGGUGUGCCAAGCUUGUAUCAUCAUACCCAAGAAGACUCAAGGCUGUAAUCACUGCCAUAGGUGCUUCAACAAAGUAAAGAGUAAAUGGUCUGAAUACUUAUGUAAAUGUUAUAUUUCUGGUUUUAAUUUUGUAUAGAUUAGGAACAUUUUCAAAAAAAACUGUUUUGCUUUGUCAUUAUGGAGUAUUGUGUGUAGAUUGAUGAGGAAAAAAAUGUUUUAGUCAAUUUUAGAAUAAGGCUGUAACCUAACAAAAUGUGGGAAAAGUCAAGGGGUCUGAAUACUUUCCGAAGGCACUGUAGGUAGGGAUAAAGUGACUAGGCAAAAUAGUUAGUGCAAAAAAGGGUCAAUGCAGAUAGUCCUGGGAAGCUAUUUUGUUAACAAUUUGGCAGUCUGAUGGAUUGGGGGUAGAAGCUGUUCAGGGUCCUGUUGGUUCCAGACUUGUGCAUCGGUACCGCUUGCCAUGCGAUAGAGAGAACAGUCCAUGACACACACACUGCACUGAGACUCCCACAGUGAUGUGUCUGAUGGGCAAAACUCCCUCAAGUCUAAUGUGUCAGUGAGAGGUGAAAUGGUCUCAUACCAUCACUGUAACGUGUGAUCUCAGUUAAAUUUUCUUUUUAAAGCAUGGCAGUCUUCUCAUUCAGCCAGUGAUUGUUGUUGAUAUAAUUCAUGCCUUCACGUUAGUUUCCAACUUGAAUGUGUUGACUAUUUAGACUUGCCAAAUGGAGCCUAACGUGUCCAACUAUGAUGUGUCUAAAUACACUAUAUAUACAAAUGUAUGUGGACACCCCUUCAAAUUAGUGUAUUCGGCUUUUUCAGCCACACCCGUUACUGACAGGUGUGUAAAAUCGAGCACACAGCCAUGCAAUCUCCAUAGACAAACAUUGACAGUAUAAUAGCCCUACUGAAGAACUCAGUGACUUUCAACGUGGCACCGUCAUAGAAUGCCACCUUUCCAACAAGUCAUAGAAUUUCGGCCAUGCUAAUGCUGCCAGGGUCAACUGUAAGUGCUGUUAUUGUGAAGUGGAAACAUCUUGGAGCAACAAUGGCUCAGCUGUGAAGUGGUAGGCCACACAAGCUCCACAGAACGGGACCGCCGAGUGCUGAAGUGCGUAGCGGGUAAAAAUUGUCCGUCCUCGGUUGCAACACUCACUACCGAGUUCUAAACUGCCUCUGGAAGCAACGUCAGCACAAUAACUGUUCAUCGGGAGCUUCAUGAAAUGGGUUUCCAUGGCCGAGCAGCCGCACACAAGCCUAAGAUCACCAUGCACAAUGCCAAGCUUCAGCUGGAGUGGUGUAAAGCUCGCCACCAUUGGACUAUGGAGCAGUCCGACCAAUCUGGGUUUGGCGGAUGCCAGGAGAACGCUACCUGCCCCAAUGCAUAGUGCCAACUGUAAAGUUUGGUGGUGGAGGAAUAAUGGUCUGGGGCUGUUUUUCAUGGUUAGGGCUAGGCCCCUUAGUUCCAGUGAAAGGAAAUCUUAACGCUACAGCAUACAAUGACAUUCUAGACGAUCCUCUGCUUCCAAGUUUGUGGCAACAGUUUGGGGAAGGCCAUUUCCUGUUUCAGCAUGACAAUGCUGGGGCGGCAGGUAGCGGCAGGUAGCUUAGUGGGUAAGAGCGUUGUGCCAGUAACCGAAAGGUCGCUGGUUCUAAUCCCCAAGCCGACUAGGUGAAAAAUCUGUCGAUGUGCCCUUAAGCAAGGCACUUAACCCUAAUUGCUCAUGUAAGUCGCUCUGGAUAAGAGCGUCUGCUAAAUGACUAAAAAUGUAAAUGUAAAAAAAAAAAUGCCCCCGUGCACCAAGCGAGGUCCAUACAGAAAUGGUUUGUCGAGAUUGGUGUGGAAGAACUUGACUGGCCUUGCCAAAGCCGUGACCUCAACCUCAUCGAACACCUUUGGGAUGAAUUGGAACGCCGACUGCGAGCCAGGCCUAAUCACCCAAUAUCCGUGCCCGACCUCACCAAUGCUGUUGUGGCUGAAUGGAAGCAAGUCCCCGCAGCAAUGUUCCAACAUCUAGUGGAAAGCCUUCCCAGAAGAGUGGAGGCUGUUAUAGCAGCAAAGGGGCAAACUCCAUAUUAUUGCUCAUGAUUUUGGAAUGAGCUGUUCGUCAAGCAGGUGUCCACAUACUUUUGGUCAUGUAGUGUGUAUAUAAAUGAAGCCAGACAGAGAAGGAUUUGGCUGUGAACGAUCAUUUAAAAGGAAUAAACAUGGUCUGCAGGAAAACACUGUCUCAGGAGAGACGAUGCUGAGACGUCCAUCUCUCUUUGCCUACAAUCAAUCACCACCGUCUCGCUCUCUCUCUCUUCCUUUUGCCAUAUCGCCACACUCCCUCAUUCUUCCCUCACGUCAGCCCCCUUUCUCCAUUCUCUGCCCACUUCAUUUCCAUUUUUAUUUUCAAUCUCCGUCCUUAUCUGGGUUAUAUCAGGGACCUGCAGGCAUCCUGCAAUCAUAGUUGAAUCAAUUGAAAACCACUCAAGCCCUUAGUUUCACAUCCCCUCUUCUCAUAUCCCCUUCGGCCAAUGCAAUAACCCUCCAUUCUGGAGACCAUCUGUGACAUAAUUAACUUUAACCAGAGUGGCCUCUGAUGCAUCAGACAGUGCAAUGAUGGACAGGUAAGGACACAGAACGGGUAGGUGAGGACACAGAGAGGAGUAGGGGGUAGGUGAGGACACAGAGAGGAGUAGGGGGUAGGCGAGGACACAGAGAGGAGUAGGGGGUAGGCGAGGACACAGAGAGGAGUAUGGGGUAGGUGAGGAUAGAACAGACGCUAUGGAUCCCUAGCAUGGGCGUGAGCUGCCAGUAUUGACACUCACUGAAUGUAAAUCAUAUGUGAAUCGUUUCCUUAGGCCUUUGAUGAAGUGUGGAUGUCCCAUAUGUACAGGACUCAGUGACAGGGUGUGUCUAUGUCUGUCUGUCUGACUCUCAUUCUCUCUCUUGCUCUCUAUGCCUCUCUGUCCAUCCUACAGAAGGCAGUGAUAACCCAAGUGUCUCCAGACAUCCUGUAUCUGUUCAGAGUCCAGGCAGUGUGCCAGAGAGACCUACGCAGUGACUUCAGCCAGACACUGCUCUUAAGAGGUAACCACACACCAUACAUAACACGGCAUAUACAGUACAACCCUAUGGAUGAAGUCACAUAAUCCUAAAUACUAAGAACAAACUCUUGUCUUUGUUCCAAAUGCAUGUGUAACCUUUUCCUCUGUUUACUAUUCUAGCUAACACCACCAGGAUAUUUGAGGGAACACGGAUAGUGAAAACUGGAAUGGUGAGUAAAGUGCAGAUCAUUUGUGUUGUCCAGAAGAUGGCAGCAUAACAAUUUAUUCUGUGAUGUGCCAACAUGAUUUGAAAUGGCAGGAUACUGACUCUCUCUCUCUCUCUCUCUCUCUCUCUCUCUCUCUCUCUCUCCUCUCUCUCUCUCAUCUCUCUCUCUCUCUCUCUCUCUCUCUCUCUCUCUCUCUCUCUCUCUCUCUCUCUCUCUCUCUCUCGCUCCACCCCCCUACCCCUCUCCUUCCCUCUCCCCCCUCCCCCCCCUCUUUCCCCCAGCCCACCAUCUCCCCAGCCUCCUCGGCAGACAUGGCUCCUAUCAGCUCAGGCUCCUCCACCUGGACCUCCUCUGGUCUCCCCUUCUCCUUCAUUUCCAUGGCUACGGGGGGCAUCGGCCCAUCCUCCAGCGGCAGUCAGGCCACAGUGGCAUCGGUGGUGACCAGCACCCUGCUGGCCGGCCUGGGCUUCAGCGGAGGGGUCAUCUCCUCCCUGCCUGGCUCUCUCUGGCCCACCCAGGCCCCUGCAGCCAGCCCUGGGUCUAACCCUGGCCCGGGUCCCAACCCCAGCCGCCAGCCUGCCCAGUCCCAGGCCUCCACUGAGCCCCCUACAGCCCCUCUGGGUGGUUCUGACACGGACACCCCCACAGAGGAGAAGGAGGCGGGGGUGGACAGGGAGGCCGAGGGGGAGGAGGGAGAGGGAGAGGAGGAUGAAGGGGAAGACGACAGGAGGAAGAAGAAUAACAAGACAGCGCCUGAUGAGGUGGAGACGCAGCUGAACGGCACAGUGGUCAAUGAGCCCUCCUCCUACACCCCCACCCCCACAGCCAAAGAGAAAGGACAGGGGCAGGGAGAGCCUGUGGCUAACAGCACCACUGUGCCUCCCAGUGUAAGGGAGGACCGACUGGUCAGAGUGGACAGUAGCUCAGGGCCCACAGUGCAGCCAAAGAACGACACAGCAGAGAGAGAGAUGCAGAUUCCCCAGAGCCCAACACGAUCCCCAAAGACUGGUGGGGAGGAGAAGAGCCUUUGGCCUUUCUCUGUCCACACUGGUGAGUAGAACUCUCCGUAUAACCCAUAUAUUUUUCCUAUUUUUAGCACAACUACACUGAACAAAAUGAUAAACGCAACAUGCAACAAUUUCAAAGAUAUAAGGAAAUCUUUCAAUUGAAAUAAAUUCAUUAGGCCCUAAUCUAUGGAUUUCACAUGACUGGGAGUACAGAUAGGCAUCUGUUGGUCACAGAUACCUUUAAAAAAAAGGGAUCUGGUGUGACCACCAUUUGCCUCAUGCAGCACGACACAUCUCCUUUGCAUAGAGUUGAUCAGGCUGUUGAUUGUGGCCUGUGGAAUGUUGUUCCACUCCUCUUCAAUGGCUGUGUGAAGUUGCUGGAUAUUGGCGGGAACUGGAACAUGCUGUCAAUCCAGAGCAUCCCAAACAUGCUCAAUGGGUGACAUGUGUGGUGAGUUUGCAGGCCAUGGAUGAACUGGGUCAUUUUCAGCUUCCAGGAAUUGUACAGAUCCUUGCUACAUAGUGCCGUGCAUUAUCAUGCUGAAACAUGAGGUGAUGGCGGCGGAUGAAUGGCAUGACAAUGGGCCUCAGGAUCUCGUCACGGUAUCUCUGUGCAUUGAAAUUGCCAUUGAUAAAAUGUAAUUGUGUUCAUUGUCCGUAGAAAUACGUUUUUUGUGAGUAUGGAAAGUUUCUGGGAUUUUUUAUUUCACCUCAUGAAACAUGGGACCAACACUUUACAUGUUGCACUUAUAUUUUUAUUCAUUAUAGUUGUACAAUGGAGAUAUUCUACACAAUAUUUAGACCUAUAAAAUGUAAUUUUAGUUUGCUGGAUCACCCUUAACCCCACUGCAGCCUGUCAUGUUAAACAGGCUGUGUUAUUAUAUAUGGUCAUAUCAACAGUAAAUAUGAGACAGACAGGGCCUAUUUUAUACGUUAGCCUUGGGACCAUCCCCAGCUUCAGUAUGUGGCAAUAGACUGAGACAAAUAGCUCAAUUUCUGAGUGCCACCAUAAUAUCACAGAGAGAGAGCCCUUGAGAAAGUAAUGGAACUAUUCUACAGCCUGAGGGGCCAUUACCUAGCCUGAAGGGCCAUUACCUAGCCUGAGGGGCCAUUACCUAGCCUGAGGGAGCAUUACCUAGCCUGGGGGGCCAUUAGUUUGGGGCAUGCUCUGAGGCAUAUUUUCAGGAGCAAACUGCCUGCCUGCCUGCCUGCCUGCCAGCCUGCCAGCCAGGAAGAAAACAGAGAAAGUAAACCAGGGUAUUUGUUUUAUGAAUAACAAAGUGUUUGUCGAUGCUCCAUUAUAAAUGUCCUUAUUCAUUCUGAAUAAACUCAUUUAGAUGAGUCGCGCUCCAAGCCUCAGGGUUAACCUAGUCACUUAUCCUACUGAUGAGGCCAUCACACUGAAAUUAUUAUUAUUAUUAUAUAAUUUUUCUGAAGUGGAACUGGUUGUUUGAAGGCUGAGAUUUCCCUGAGUGGCCCAAAUAUUCUGACUUUGAUUUGUGUUAAAGUGUUUUGGGUGUAGAUGUCUGACACAGCCUGUGUGUAUGUCUCCCCUUCCACCCCUCCACCUCCACCUUUCCAGACAGGACCAGUGUGUUCAACAUGACCCGCAGCCCUCACCCUGGGGUGGGCAGGAUGGAGUGGAUCGUCCCUCUGGUGGUGGUCUCAGCCCUCACCCUGCUCUGCCUCAUCAUGCUACUAGCUGUCCUGGUCUACUGG